GGUCAACGGUAAGAUUACCAACUAUGUGGAGGAACGUCCUUUAUACAAGCUUCGUUGUUAUCGCAGGACUGGUGGCUCACACCGAAGCGUCAUGUGGCCUCAGUGCUAUAGCAUCCUGCUCAAUCUCUGCGUCCGAGAUGGGCACCAGCACAACGUCAAUAUGCAGGGCCUUUCGGAAAUUCAAGACGUGUAUGCUGGGCCUGACGCAAUGCGAUGCUACAUCAUACAUCCACGCGUAUGAGAAUAAACCAGACCUCUCAGGCAAAACCUUUAAGACGAUGUGUGCGAACGUCGCGUUCAGUGACACUACAACUGCAUCAGCCGUCCAUUGUGACACCAACGAAAUGUACGAAUGCAGUAGUACCGUGGUAACAGCGGUCGAUGGCGCCAACGGGAAUACCAACACAAUCUGCGCGGCUGCUGAGAGUUAUGCACAGUGUCUCAAGAAACAGACAUGUAAAACAAGCGCUGUCUAUCUUCAAGCACUCGUCACCAUCACAUCCAGGAACCUUUCCCGAACUUGUCCGAACGUCGUCUUCACUGACCCGACCACGCCUGCAACAACUACAACAGGGGCUGGCUCCACAACUCCAGCUGGGUCAACGGUAAGAUUACCAACUAUGUGGAGGAACGUCCUUUAUACAAGCUUCGUUGUUAUCGCAGGACUGGUGGCUCACACCGAAGCGUCAUGUGGCCUCAGUGCUAUAGCAUCCUGCUCAAUCUCUGCGUCCGAGAUGGGCACCAGCACAACGUCAAUAUGCAGGGCCUUUCGGAAAUUCAAGACGUGUAUGCUGGGCCUGACGCAAUGCGAUGCUACAUCAUACAUCCACGCGUAUGAGAAUAAACCAGACCUCUCAGGCAAAACCUUUAAGACGAUGUGUGCGAACGUCGCGUUCAGUGACACUACAACUGCAUCAGCCGUCCAUUGUGACACCAACGAAAUGUACGAAUGCAGUAGUACCGUGGUAACAGCGGUCGAUGGCGCCAACGGGAAUACCAACACAAUCUGCGCGGCUGCUGAGAGUUAUGCACAGUGUCUCAAGAAACAGACAUGUAAAACAAGCGCUGUCUAUCUUCAAGCACUCGUCACCAUCACAUCCAGGAACCUUUCCCGAACUUGUCCGGACGUCGUGUUCCCUGACUCGUCCACGCCUACAACAACUACAACAGGGGCUGGCUCCACAACUCCAGCAAGCAUCACUCACUGUGACGUCAACGAAAUGUACGCCUGCAGUGCUGCUGUGGUGGCAGCGGUCGACACACCCAACGCGGCUACCAACACGAUCUGCACAGCUGCUGAAAUCUACGUAGAAUGUCUCAACAAACAGACGUGCACGACGAACAGUGUCUACCUCCAAGCUCUAAGAACCAUUACGGCGAAGAAUCUGGACACGACUUGUCCAGCUGUGGUAUUCCCUACGACGGAUUCGGCUGGAACUGUCCGCAGUGGUAUAGUCUGUCUUCUUGCGGUCCUGCUGGCCCUGCUUGUCAGAUAGACACACCAGUAUACUCUGUAUGUGUGUACGUAAGGUUAUAUCAGAUGGUGUACAACGUAUGGUAUAUUUGUUAUAUAUAAACAGUUUAUUUAUAGGACAAUAUAAGAUAGCUGCGCGAUAAAUCGCAAAGAACAAUUAAGAACGAAGCGUGGUUUAUUUCACGAUAAAACAUUUUUCUAUCAUGACGUCAUUCCUUGAGAUUCGAACAUGGGCUCGUCACUUGACGUCGCAAGUUGGACGACGUUAUUUUUGAGAGGGGGCUGUCCUGUGAGUUGUUCCCCCAUGGAUCUAUCUACCUGGGCAACGCAGAUAACGUGAUGGCCGAACGAUCGCAUCCAAAAGCGGGAGAGAUAUGACAAUAGGUAUUGGGAGAAAAGGUACAGAUAAUCGACGUGAGAAUUGUGAGAAUAGGCAGGAAAUACCUACCUGUGCAACAAUGGACUUGUCCGACAUUGCCGAGGUUGGAUUCUAUUGAGGGAUUCAUCGUUAUUAAAAUACAGGUAAAUGUUUUUAAAGCUUGUACAUUUCAUCAUCAUCCUUAAAGAGGCUGUACAAAAUGUUGAUAUCUCAUAUAACAAAUAAACAACUCGCUGCGCC
This is a messenger RNA of Haliotis rufescens (red abalone), 2093 nucleotides long. Its product is annotated as platelet binding protein GspB-like. The transcript has 19 exons. Lineage: Eukaryota; Metazoa; Mollusca; Gastropoda; Lepetellida; Haliotidae. The record is from RefSeq and is a predicted model, not a curated record. The coding region runs from base 24 to 1496 and encodes 490 amino acids.